AUGCUCAACUUAAUCAUCAAGCGCGCUUAUGCUUCUGGUUCGGUGGUCCCUGGGGCCAGGUUGGGAAGGCCAAGUAACAAUUUAACCAGCGGUAUAGUAGGCCUUGCUAAUGUAGGCAAAUCCACUUUUUUCCAGGCGAUAACGAACUCUAGUCUAGGCAAUCCGGCAAAUUAUCCCUUUGCUACGAUUGACCCGGAAGAGGCCAAAGUAAUAGUGCCCUCGAAACGUUUAGACCAUUUGCAACGGUUGUGGGACAGUAAAAAAAAGGUUCCCGCGGUAUUAACAAUAUAUGACAUCGCAGGUCUCACUCGAGGUGCGUCGCAAGGAGAGGGAUUGGGUAACAAGUUUUUAAAUGAUAUUAGACACGUUGACGGCAUCUUUCAAGUUGUUCGCGGUUUCUCGAAAACUGAUAUCACUCACAUCGAGGGCUCGGUAAACCCCACUAGAGACCUCAGCAUUGUUCAGGACGAGCUAGUAUUGAAGGACUUGGAAUUUCUGGAGGGCAUACGCGAGAAACUAGAGAAGAAAAUGACAAAGACGGCCAAGAACUCAAUGGACUACAAAAGCAUGGAGACCGAGGUGCAACUUUUAAACUCGCUGGAGGAUCACAUGUAUGAAGGAAAGAAGAUCGCCCAUUUCAAAUCUGAAUGGACCCACGAGGAGGCUGCUAUUCUCAACAAGCACAACUUUUUGACAGCGAAACCCUCUAUUGUGCUGUUAAAUGUUAGUCCGAAGGAUUACCUGCUGCAGAAAAACGUUCAUCUGAAGGACGUUUUUGACUGGAUCUCGAAAAACUCUCCGGGUGACAAGCUUCUUCUUUUCAGCGCGGAAUACGAGACAAACUGGAAUAGAUUCACGGCGGUGGGAGAUAAGCAAGGUUUUUACGAGUAUUUUCGCUCACUCAUCGGUGACGCUACACACAGCGUGCUGCACGACCACUCAUGCCUUCCCGAUCUUAUUAGGGAGAUGCGCAAAAGCCUAGGACUUAUCAGUUUCUUUACGUGUGGACCUCUAGAGGCGAGACAAUGGACUUUGAGAGCGGGUGGACUAGCACCCGAGGCUGCCGGCGUCAUUCAUUCUGAUCUGCAAAAGACUUUCAUCUCUGCCGAUGUUACCAAAUUUGCUGAUUUGCAGAAGCUGGCUGCCCCAUUAAACGAGUCGCAGUUAAAGGCCAAUGCACUGGUCAAGAGGGCUGGAAAACAGUACUUGAUCGAAGACGGAGAUGUCGUUCUUUUCAAAGCUGCAAAGGGGAAUUUAAGGUGA
Molecule: messenger RNA, 1263 nt
Organism: Lachancea dasiensis
Lineage: Eukaryota; Fungi; Ascomycota; Saccharomycetes; Saccharomycetales; Saccharomycetaceae
Source: the annotation of a GenBank genome assembly